AUGGGACAACAAUCGUUGAUCUACAGCUUCGUCGCUCGUGGCACCGUUAUCAUCGCCGAAUACACUGAGUUCACCGGUAACUUCACCGGCGUGGCGGCGCAGUGUCUCCAGAAGCUUCCUUCGUCUAACAAUAAGUUCACUUACAACUGCGAUGGACAUACGUUUAACUACCUCGUGGAUAAUGGACUCACUUACUGUGUUGUUGCUGUUGAGUCUGCUGGACGGCAGAUUCCAAUUGCUUUUCUUGAACGCAUCAAGGAGGAAUUUACCAAGAAAUAUGCUGGAAAAGCUGAAAAUGCAGCUGCUAAGAGUCUGAAUAGAGAGUUUGGGCCUAAGUUAAAGGAACAGAUGCAGUACUGUGUUGAUCACCCAGAGGAGAUUAACAAGCUUUCUAAAGUGAAAGCUCAGGUUUCAGAAGUUAAAGGAGUUAUGAUGGAGAAUAUUGAAAAGGUUCUGGACCGUGGGGAGAAAAUUGAGCUUUUAGUUGACAAGACAGAGAACCUUCACUCUCAGGCGCAAGAUUUUAGGCAACAGGGAACCAAGAUAAGGAGAAAGAUGUGGUUCCAAAAUAUGAAGAUAAAGCUAAUAGUUCUUGGUAUCAUAAUUGCCAUAAUUCUCAUUAUUGUUCUUUCAGUCUGUGGUGGCUUCAACUGUUCUAAAUGA
Vicia faba (fava bean) is the source of this 663-nucleotide messenger RNA. NCBI's taxonomy places the organism in Eukaryota, Viridiplantae, Streptophyta, Magnoliopsida, Fabales, Fabaceae. The record is from the annotation of a GenBank genome assembly.